AUGCAGAAGAAGAUCAAAAAGGGCAGAGGAAACCCCCUCCAUGGCACUGAGCUAGUAUCUCACGAUGUACAAUUCAAUAACCGUCAUGAUCAAUGUGCACACGACGGAGGAGCCUUUUCUCUUGGGAUCAGCAAGGACAAUACGAUGAUACGGUUCAGAUCCCAAGAAUGCGAGGCGGCGAUGAAAUUCGAGGCGUGGGAGGGUGACACUGAUAAGAAAGGAAAGGAAAGGAAAGCAGAAGUUGUGUUGGAUGUGACUCUGCGAGGUGGGAGACAAAUGAAAAGAGAGUGA
Messenger RNA from Botrytis deweyae, 291 nucleotides. RefSeq lists its product as uncharacterized. The coding region runs from base 1 to 291 and encodes 96 amino acids. Lineage: Eukaryota; Fungi; Ascomycota; Leotiomycetes; Helotiales; Sclerotiniaceae. The transcript has a single exon. The record is from RefSeq and is a predicted model, not a curated record.